AUGAGGGACUCAACAACGGGGAGUGGUACUGGUGGAGAAGUUCCCGAGCAGCACCUGGACGUGGAACAAACUCCUCCGAGGAGGGCCACCGGAGUAACAAUCAGGGAACCUUCCAGCACCCCGCGGGCUGCCGCUCCCAAUGCCCCAAAGGGAAAAGGGAAAAAGAAAGCCACCGAACCCCUCGAGCCCCUCAACGAAUCUUCGGACGAGAACUUUAUGGACUCCGAGUGCGUGUUCGAAUUAUACAGCGCCCCUGAUGCUCCCGCAGCUCCCUCAAGCAAAAAGAAAGCGAGCAAGAGGCAUCCUGGGGAAAGCAAUACAAUGCCUCAGGCUAAGAAGCCUCCAACUGCAGGCCUCCUAGAGGACGGACCCUCAGCCAAUGCAACUCAACUACCUUCUCCCCAUGAGCAGCAAACACCCCCUGCUCCUGCCGGGUCGACUCCAUCUCCAGCGGCCCCAACCGACCAGACUUAG
This is a messenger RNA of Humulus lupulus (European hop), 474 nucleotides long. Its product is annotated as predicted GPI-anchored protein 58. Bases 1 to 474 code for a protein of 157 amino acids. Lineage: Eukaryota; Viridiplantae; Streptophyta; Magnoliopsida; Rosales; Cannabaceae. The record is from RefSeq and is a predicted model, not a curated record. The transcript has 2 exons.